AAGAUAUUAAAUACAACAAAACACCGUUAAUAAUUUUUUUUUUUUUUUUUUUAGCAAUGGUAAAAUAAUUUUAUAAAAUUUUAUAGUUAAAUAGUUUUCAAAAUUUUUGAUGAAAUGAAGGAUUUUCCAAAAAACUGGAAUAUCGACAUGGUGGAUACAGAAACAUUUAUUGACUCAAUGAAUCGUCUGAUGAACAGUGACAACGACAACACUUCCAAUAGUUCUACCGACGAUGCCGACCCGAACAAAAAUCAACCGUCGGAUAUGGACCAAACACAACUGUCAUACACAAACCUCAUUAACGACCUGCUCGAAACCCAUCCGAAAACCGAGUACGGACAUUUCGAAUCUUACGCCAACGCCAUGUACUGUAAAGACUGCCAGAUGAUGCUGCAACCAAAAUACGUUUCCCAAAUCCCGUGUAAGGUGCCCGAAUUUAUUGUGCAACAAGACGGUACCGUGACCUACGUACACGCUAAAUGCGAAAAACUAGACUUGACAAAAUACAUCCAUUCCAUAGCCAGUGAGUCUGGAAGCUGGGAAAAAACGUACUGGCAAGUUUGGUCAGAAUGCCAUUUCUUAUCUUGCAUUACGUGUAAAUUUUAUUAUCCAGUGAGGAACUCAGCCAUGUGCCAGUACCAUCCGGAAAGUCCCGAAUACUUUCCUAUUGGAAAUUUGGGCUUGGAGCAACCCAUAGGCCGCUAUCCGUGUUGUGGUGAAAGAGCUUUCCGAUUUGAACUUGUGAAAAAUCCUUUCGGUUGUAAAUUCCGCAUGCACAUACCGAAUAAAGAAAACAUAUUUUGUGAACGUAUCGUGAAAUUGAUGUGUAGUAAUCUGGAAUUUACUGUUGCAAACCCUCCUGCAUUAAAUCGUGAACAUAAAUUUAUGAAAUUCGUCAAUUUGGAUCCUGGAAUAAAAAGACAAAAUUAUCAACAUUGGUGGGUAAAAUUGACGUUAGGAGCAAAUGAUUAUACACACCAGCCAAUAAUUUCUUUGGGGUCUAACUUUCCAAACUGUCAGAAGAAAAAGAAAAAUUGGAAGGAUUUAAAUAAAAGGAGGACCAAACAUUUUGGUGAACUAAAGAAGUGGACAAACAACAACGAUAAACCAACAACUGCAAAUUCUAAGAGUUCAUUGAAUCUUAAAGAAAAUGUAGAAAUCAGCUCUCAAAUGUCGUGUGAAAAAUUAACCAGCACCAAGAAUUUAACAAGCCAAGGAAGUUUUUGGAAAACACAAUCACCGAUGACUUCCAUCCAGGAUUCACAAAGAGAACAAGAGAGUCUAUUCUUCGACCAAAUUACAGUAAGCCUGGUUAAAUCAAGAAAAGGAGAAAAUGGUUUACCCGGGACUCCUGACCAACCCUGCAGAGAUAGUUAUACGUUGAUUCGCGCAAAUAUGCUAGCAAAAAUUGAAGCAAACAACAAAUCCUUGAUUAUGAGAUGCACAAAACCGUAUCUUGACAAGAAAAAGAAAUAAUAUCAACUACACAAAUAUCCAAAAUAUUUUCAGAAACACAUGUUUUGAAGUACACAAUAUAGGUACUACAUUAUAUACUUUACACCGUACGCAUUAUUUUACUAUUUAAUGGAUUAAAAAUCAAAUUAAACGAUUAAUAAUAGGCGGUAGCACAUAAGGGAUAUUACCAAAAGAUUAUUUAUAAUUUUUUUGGAAUCUAUGGACAGUGGACACCAAAAUCUCAAAAUUAUAAAUUUGGCACACACACAUAAAAAGUUUUUUAUGUGAAAAACAAUAUUGGUUUGAAAAUAGUAUAAAAUGGCCAAGUUAUAUUUUACUGCUUCGUAUUCUGUAUGGUACAUUAUAUUCAAAAAAUUUUAAAACCUCUGCAAAUGUACUGUUGAGAAUGAACCACAACUUGGCCAGAAACAGUAAAAGAAAUAAGAAUUGAUGUAACUAUAUAUUUUUAUGAUAUUAGUUAAGUAUACUUUUCUACUUUGAAAUUUAAAACCAAAACUGUGACUUGUUUUGUUUUGAUACUAUGCUUGCUGUGAAAUGGAUUGUCAUGAUUUGAACAACAAGAAUGCCAUUGAUGGAAAAAUUGUUAUCCUGUGACAACAUAGAGAACCCGA
Aphis gossypii (cotton aphid) is the source of this 2087-nucleotide messenger RNA. Its product is annotated as SANT and BTB domain regulator of class switch recombination-like. NCBI's taxonomy places the organism in Eukaryota, Metazoa, Arthropoda, Insecta, Hemiptera, Aphididae. The transcript has 15 exons. The record is from RefSeq and is a predicted model, not a curated record. Bases 115 to 1476 code for a protein of 453 amino acids.